AUGGGAGGAGGCAAUGGCCAGAAAUCCAAGAUGGCUCGUGAGAGAAACAUGGAGAAAAAUAAAUCUUCCAAGGGAAGCCAGUUAGAGGCCAACAAGAAGGCCAUGAACAUCCAGUGCAAGGUGUGCAUGCAGACAUUCAUUUGUACCACUUCUGAGGUCAAGUGUCGGGAACAUGCUGAAGCCAAGCAUCCCAAGGCUGAUGUCUAUGCUUGUUUUCCGCAUCUUAAAAAGUGA
Sphenostylis stenocarpa is the source of this 234-nucleotide messenger RNA. Lineage: Eukaryota; Viridiplantae; Streptophyta; Magnoliopsida; Fabales; Fabaceae. The record is from the annotation of a GenBank genome assembly.